ACUUCUCUUCCAUCAAACAAGCUCUUAAACACACAUGGAUGUUACUGUCAUCAUGAGCAGUGCUGGGAAAGUUUUACUCUUGAAAUAACUAAACAGGGGUGGGCAAAAGGCAUACUGGACUGUUCAUCCUUUGCCCUAAUGGCAGUGCUCUGGUCCUCAGAUGUAUUCUUUUGGAAUAUAUAGUAACUUAGCACAUUCCAGUUUGCAAUGGAAAUUAAAUGUUAAAUGUGUCAGAAAACACAGAUUUACUUUGCAGUGAUGUUCUGGCCUUGUGGUUUCUCUUCUACUGCGUGAAAACAAAUUCUUACCUCACGCCUACGCACCAGGUUUUGGUUAAAGCAUGUUACUUGUUGUUUGAAGCCCCAAUUACUUGGAAAGUGUAAAUGUGACAAUUGAUGCCAGCUAAACUGAGGUAUGUUUAGUAGCCCCCCCCCCCCGCCGCCCAUAACUUUUAAACUUAUUAAAUAAAGAGGUUUCGUCAGUACUAUUUAGUACAUAUAGAUUUUAAAAGUAAGCAUUCCUUUGGCAUUUUUUUCUUUCACUUUGUUUAAAACGAAAAAUGUGAACCGUGUAUUUACUGGGAGCAAGCUUAAUUUGGGCAAGCUCUUAUGAGCACUGGCUUUACAUCUAGAACAUCUCCACCUUGAGCUCCACCCAGACAAUAUAGUUUCAUUGAUUCCCUUCAUGGGCCAAAAAUUCUUCAUAGAGACCGUAUUGAGCUUAUUAUCUUUGUAACAGAACAUCACUUAUGUACAAAGACAAAUGCUUCUACGUAAUACUACUGUCAAAAUGUAAUGAGCUAAGGAAUUUAAGUGAUGCCUGAUGCUUUGCUAGUGUCUUCUUCAGUAUGGUUCAACAUUGAAGACAAGCCCUUGGUUUGAAAGUACAGGGCUUAAGCCUAGGAUAGGAACUUUACAGCACUGCUCAAUGCUGAUGUAUUUGAUGAUUUUUUCUAAUGAAAUCUGUGGAUUUAUUUGUGUAUUAGUGAAGAUUGGAUAAAACAGUAACAAAUUAUUCUGUGCAAUUUGUACUUCAAAGUUAAUUGAGUCAAAAGUAAAUAACCAUUGCAAAUCUUUUGAAAACUGCUAACAACUCAAGUCCACAGAUUUUACCGUAGAAUUUAUGUAUUUUAAAAUCAUUUUCAAGCGUUUGCAGGACUUGACAAGGAGAACUAGGUGUCUGUUACUUUUGGGCUUCAGGUGUCUGACAGUCAAUCCAUUUCCUUACAAAAACUGAAGAAAACAUAGUUCAUAUUAAAGGAAAAAAGAGAAAACUAGUUUUGUGAGCAUCAAUAGCUUGCAUUAUAUUGCUUGAAUACAUAAGAUUUUUUAAUCUUCUCAAAAUAAUCCAUCUUCAGAAUAAUAUACUUCUUUUUCAAUUUUAAUAAAGUUUAAAUGCCCUACCUCUAAAGAAUUAAAUCAGAUCGCCACAGUCUACAUUUCAUUACAUUGUUUCUGAAGUGGUAAUAUACAUUUAAUAUCUUUAAUAUUGUUUUAAAUGUUCUUAGCUGCCUUGGGUUCCAUUAUCAGGAGAAAUGCAGGAUAUAAAUAAAUGAGAUGACGAUGACGACGACGACAAUGAUGAUGAUGAUGAUGAUGAUGAUGAUGACUAUUCAUAAUCACAAAGACACAAAGAGAAUCCAUGCCCCAGACAUGGGAUGAGCUGAUAUCCCAGUUGAAAUUUGGAGCCAGGGCAUCCAUGUGACUCUCCUUUCCUUCAAGCAAAUGGAACAGAGAGUUGUCCUGAGAAGUAGCUGCGUUUCAGAGGAACAAGUUCUAGAAUGUCAUCAUGUCAUGUCAUGUGCUCUGUCACCUUUCUCCUGGCGAGACUCUUCCCAGGCAUAGUUCCCAUUUCCAAGUGAAGGUCUCUUGCCAUUUCCCAACACACUUUUCUUCUAUUGGAGGAAGGGUUUGCCCACCAGCCCAGAAUUUAGAUGGGAGAAGUAGCUCUGGUUGUUCUUCAGCCAGUUUUAAGAGAAUCUUCAAAGACAAACUAGAGGGGAACACAAGCCAGCUUCCACUUUAAAGGCAUAAACUGGCUCCUUCUCUGUGCAGCGCUGUUGUUCCUGGCCUUGCCUUCUGCAGAGGGCUAUAGAGAAUGGCUGUGGACACUCUUCCUGCUGUUGAGAAACCAGGGAGCUAUAGCAACAGGAACAGGGAGGGCGCUUGGGGGAUCGUAUCCAGGAGCCACUCUUCUCACCUCCUAGACUUCUGCUAGGCAGACAGGGAGAAAGUCCAGUCAGCCAUAUUGUCAGGCCUCUGGGAGGGGAAGGUGACCUUUGGCGAAGCAGAGCCCAUUCCUUUAUAUCCUAAAACCAACCCUCUUCAUUGUUUUUAUACAUAUCUUAUAUUCUCUUUUGUUUAUCCUGAUGCAAUAGGUGUUUUAAAACCAUAGAUGAUUGGUUGACCUUUUUAAAAAUCUGAGUGCAGUUCUUUCAUGAAGAACUAAAGUGGUGUCCUAUAUUUUGGCUUCAUGCGAAGCCUCCCCUCUUCUCUCCCCCAGUCAAGCUCUCUGACGCAGUUGCCUCUACUGGUGCCAGUGACUAGAUUAAGAAGCCAGGGCUGGUGAAAAAAUAGUUUCCUUAUUUAAGGCUUAACUUCAUUUGUUCCCUGCUUCUCUAGCCACAGGCUGACACAGUAUCUGGCUGCAAAUCAGAUUGCCCCAGGUUUUCCUUUCAAUGCUUUGAUGUGAGGUUCUGAGACACAUAAAUGGGUUACAUAAAGAUUUGCUGCAGUUAACUUCAGGUUUCUGGAGGAACAGGAUUGGCUGAUCUCAGGUAUGAGGGCCUGCAGGAACAGACUGCUAGUUCUGCUUUGACUGUUUGUUUUACCAUUUGCAAAACUGUCUAAACCACUUUAAAACUGAGUCUCGGUAAAUGGUCUUAGAAAGAGCACAUCUGAUUAUUUUGAGACAGAAAUGGGUGUUUCAUAUUCAUGAGUCCGAACACUGAAGUCAUUCCUUCAUCAAUCCAACCAACUAGCAAUGCUGAAUUGUCAGAUUGUCCUCUGUUUCUUUGAGAAUCUUCUCGCUGUGUAGCUAAUGUGGAAGGAAGCGCCCCUCUCUCGAAGCCAGAUUGGCCCUGAUAGAACCAGCACCACCUUUGUGUCUGAGAGAACCCAAACCAAGGUGUAAGUGCUUUGUAACCUGAUGCUUCUAUGCUUCUAUGAUUCUAAUUCUCAGCAAUGGGAAUUCCUCUUGGUUGUGUUUAGGAUGCUGGUAAGAGCCGGGGCGGGGGGUAGCAGCAAGAAAGUGCGGUACCAAGGGGUCUGAGGAUGGCCGGAGACAAGCUGUGGGGUCUGAUACCGCCAGCCUUUCCCACCAAGCAGAAGGUAAUGAUGGGAGAACUCCCUGGCCUGGCCCUUCUGCCAGGCACACAAUUGGCAUUGGUAGACUGGUUCCUGAGAGGUGAUAGUGGCUUGUCCCAGCGUUGUGGUAUGGUUAAGGAGGUGCCAAUGUGGGGGUGACAGAUCUGGUCAGCUGGCUAGUGUCAAGUCUAGCUUUCCCAAUGUGGGGCCUGGUGUCCCCCCUGCUGGGUGCUCAGCCUCAGAGUCUGUCCAGACCAUGGAGAAUGACACCAUGUUGUUAUCAGAAUGGCUCUGACAUUUGCCCCAGCUCUUUCUGACUGUCCUUGAGGUCUUUACAAAGCAACUUAUGUAACUAUAUAUGAUACGGGUGUAUCAGAUCAAAUUGUUCCUUUGGAUCCAGGCUGAAAUCUUGCAUAGAGUCAUAGACCCACUGAGAGGCAUUGAGAAUUGUGCAGCCCUCCAGUUAUUGUUGGAUGGCAGCUCCCAGCUUCCUUCACCAUUGCCUGUGCUAGCUACUGUUGCUGGGAGUCAUAAUUCAACAGCAUCAAGAAGGCGAGGCAGUUUCCACUCCAUUACUCAUACUUACUCCUGUGGCCUCCGUGGUUUUACUACAAGCGUGACUUAAAUUCAAAUCCAAUACAAUUUACUUUUCAUUCUUGGCAUAGAUUCUGAGUUGAUAGUGAAACUGAUUUUCCCCCCUAAUCAGUUGGCAUGUCUUCAUAAAAUAUUCUGACCAAAAAUGACAGCCUCUGUCAUAUGGGGCAUAUGUCCCCUUUAGCACAGAGGAAAUGUGGGUAUUGUUACUUCAUGGCCAUUUAAAGCAGAAGUGGGUGGACAUAGACCUGCUCUAGAUGGUCUUUGUAAAUCCUGGAAUGUAUUCCUUUCCUUUGGGUACAACCUGUGUGAUGCCAGAGUACCUCCUUGAGCAUCCAGAGUUAGAAGGUGAUUCUGGUAAAGUUUCCAGUUUUAUUUAGUUGCUUUAAAAAUGUCAUUCCCUAAGUCCUGUAGCAAACACAGUUGUUGUGUAGCAGCUGUUGCUUUCAGCAUAUUUAUUCCUUGUUGGUUUUUGCUUCCACUAGCAGUAGUUGCAGUGCUUUCUUAAGGCAAGCAUUCCAUGCCCCUUACUAACUUCAGAAAAUGGCAGCUCUAGUGGCUCUAUGUCUAUUGUAAAAUACACAAAACAGAGCAGAAUGGUUUGGAGUGCCUGGGCCUGAUAGGUCAGACAUUUCCCAUUUGUGAGAGUAUUACAUCUGACCAGCCAAGACACUGUAACUGUAUUCAUCUGCUUUGGGUCUUGGGGUUGCAAGUGGGAGAAAGGCAAAGGUCUUGAGUUCAGGCUUGCUGGUUGGUUGUUCUGAUGUGUCAGGCCUUCUGGUCUGAACUGGUGAACAUGAAACACUCAGCAAAAGUUCCAGGUAAGAAAUAACCACUUGUGCAUCUGCGAACAUGAGUAUCAUGAUAGAUUUUCUGUCUGUCAGUGCAGACUGAGUCCUGUCUUUAUUCUGUCAAUUGUUUUGGCAUGAGAACAUAAGGGAGAUUUUUAAAUGGUUUGGGGGUUAAUGUAAGUAACCAAGCUACUUUGAAUUUGCCUUGAACCUUUUAAAGUAAGUUGGAUUGCUUUAUGAUAUUUGCUGGGAUGCUAGUUGUUUUCUCUAUUAAUACACUUAACUUGCAUUCUAGCUCCGCCAUUCAGAGACAGGCAUCGUGUGGUGGGUUGUGUGACAGUGUCUGUCAGUAGUGAAGACAAAUAGUACCAGAGACACUUAACCCAUCCAAUCUCACCCAGGGUGUAGGUCGGUCUUGUUUUCAGACUUCUUCAUAAGUCUCUUUCCUUUCUUUGUUUUUGUUUCAUUUAUAAAUAGUGAAUUGACUGAAGUUAAACUCUGAUAAUAAAGUUCUUGACUUGACAUCAAUAAGUGAAGCUGAAGAAAAGUAGAAAGCUCAAAAUUGAGAUGGAAGGUGUCGGAAGCAGGUUUGCAGCCACUUUGUAUGUCCUGGUCCACCUUUAUCUGCCUUUGACAAGCCAAGGGUUCAUUUCCUUCUGACUCUGCUCCUGAACUGUGCCUCUGUGUUCACUAGUCCUUCAUAAAUUAACCCAUAGAAAGACUUGGGCAGCCCUGGGAGCAGAGGCUGCCAAGAGCAAAACACGCAAGGUUCAGGAAUGACCGACCCUUCUGGGGGAUACGCUUCUGGGGACUGGACCUAUCAGAGAUCCCAGGCAUUCACCCCUGUGUUCUUGAAUGCACAUCCUUUGCAUUCUCUUUCCUGGACAGCAAGGAGCAAGUGGGCUAGGCUCUGCCAUUGGCUGCUUGCUCACAGUUGUGCUUUGCACAAAGAGGGCUAGAAAUGGAGAAAAGGUUGACUUUCAAUCUCUAAUGCUUUCCACUGAGUGGAAAGGGUAAGCUGCCACUCCAUUGCUUUAUGUUUUCUAGACAGAUGUUCUGCUCCACUUUGAAAAGCCCUGUGGCCCUGAAGGGGUCCACUGAGAGACUGACAGAAGUCUCUUAGAGAAAAGAAAUGGCUUCAUUUAAGCUCAGCCUAAAAAUAACAAAUUCCUACAUGGCUAGCUAGCACUGGGCUGAUGGACAAAGACAGUAGAAGAGCUUAAGAUCUUACAGUCUCCCACCGUUCUAGAAGGUUAAUACGGAGCCGGUAACUCAUAACCCUUUUGACAAGCCACUUGCUCAGCUCUGAUUCAGAGGACAGGCUUUUAAAACCUCUGCCUCACUGCCAUAAAAACGAAGUGUUAAAAGCUGCUGCUAGUGCAUGCAUGAGCAGGGAGAUAAACUGGGGCUGUAGCACAGAUGAGGGGCUGGUCCUGGGCUGUUGCCUUUCCUAACACAAAGCUGAAGGAGAAUAACCCUCUGGGCAGUGCCAGCCAAGCAUGCUGUGUGUUCUUGGGAAUACUGAUGACAAUGGGAGCUCAAAGGGCUUUAAAUUUCCAGUGUGAUUUCUCCUUCAAGUCUUGGAUGAGCUGAAUUUUAGCAAAUGACUUCCACUGAUGCUGUGUAUUGCGGGUCUUGUCACCAUGCCCCCAAAGGCUGUCAUAAAACAAAGCUGGCCUGCGAUUGUAAUUCUCACACGGCUUUAAGAUGUAACUGAUUCUUGCUAGUCUGUAUUACUUGUAUUUCACACAAUACAGUAAAAAAAAUACCCAACCCUCCCCCAGGACUGAGUUUGUGCUUAUUGGGCUGUGUCUCAUGAGUUCGAGAGAAUAAUUUCUGUCCUGGAAGUAAAAGAGGAAUGUAUCAAGAGGGAGCUCUUUAGGUUAAAGUUGCUGAGUGAGAUGUGCCUCAGUAACCUUUUGGGGACCACCUUCCUAGAUUAAGCCCAUUUUCUCUUGUUUGGACAUGGCUGGUACUUUUGGGGAAGGACAAAUAGUACGCUGGCUGUCCUGACUCUGAUGAAGUACUUUUCUUCCUAAGUUACUUCAAGACUGCUUCAGUGCUGCAGAGUAUGACCACUGAACAAUUUUCCACUCCAUUUUAAACUCUGAGGCUCGCAUGGCUUCACAUCGUGUUUACAUUUAUUUAAAAAACCAGUAACGCACCGAACAAUUGCUGGAUCUUAUUCGCCUUCAAAAGUAGGAAGUCUGCCUCCAGACUUCCAAGUACAGCAAUAGGAGGUCAGCCCCAGGUUACUUACACUUAAUCUCUCUGUCUGGUCACAGAAUUGGUUCUUCUUAACAGGUGUGACUAAAUUUGCUUACGUUUUUUAAGCUUUGGAAACCGUCAGUUAUGACUUGGCACAAGUCAAAUGAAAUAAACCAAGCAAUUGUUUAACUAGCCCUGGUCUUCCUUAGUUGCAGCACGUACGAGUAAAGCAUAGGGUUGGCAAGUGAAAAGCAGGGAACUGAUGGUCCCUAGGAGAGCGCAAUCCUAUUUCUUUCCAAUUGCCCUUAAAGCAAUUCCAAUUAGGACAGGUUACCAUUUGUGACAUGUGCUCCUGGCUAUUUUGCUUUGUGCUAAUGUUUUAAAAUGUAGGAACUAUUGGCUUUCAUUUCACACAGAUUUCCCCUGUAAGGUAUUAAACUUGCUUGGCAUAAUGCCCCAGCUUGGGCUGGUAUGAAAAUGCUAAUGUCUUCCAUGUUGGCUAAGCACACUGAUGCUUUGGUUCCAGACCUGGCCUCUUUAACCAACAUUAUCCAUUGAACAAAACAUGCCAGCCUUGGUGGCUGAGCCCUCUUGCCCUUUGGGGCAGCCCUCCUGCUUGCCUGUCCCCUUGUGUGGCCAUCUUUGCCAUGAGCAGAAAACCAAAGAUGGCCAUCUUCUGCAUGGCUUCCUUUGGGCAGAGUGCGCUGUCCGUGGCGAUGCAAGAUGGCAGCCUCCUUCCUGCAUGCAUUGCUUUCCACAGUGCAUACCGAACAUGGAGUGUAUUUCAAAGUGGGUGACUGUUUAAAAUCUGAAUGGAAGCUAGUACUGUUUUUCACAGAAGGCAGAUUAAACAAACAUCCAGUAGCAACUUGUUCUCACUCAGAGUGGCUGCAAAUCAGCAACUAUAGUUACUGAAAUAAAGUUUUACUUCUUUCUCAGGAAAGCACUGCAUUUAAUGCAUGAUAUAAAGGAUUUGAAAAAAUGUUUUUUGUUUUUAAGUUAAAAUGCAAUUUUGAGUGACUGAAUCUUCUGAUUUCAGACACUGUGUUUGCCAAGAAACAAGCUAGAAAAUGGAACUGGUAUCAGUCAGUGGCUCCCGAUUAUUCUGAAGACUGGAGUGGGCAAUGGGGUGGGAGGCUCCACAGCAAUGGCGCUUGAUAACUUUUCUUCUGAGACCUCCUGAGCCAUUUCUUAAUGCAAUCCUAACAUAGCAGUAUUUUGUAGAUUAAGAUAAGCAUAUAGUAUCUGUUAAUUCAGACAGAACAAAAUACCACAGUGAUCUGAAAUGAUUAGAAUUACCUUAUUAGACAGAACUAAUUCUGUUUCAUUUCAGUGCAUCAUGCCUUCACUUUCAUAUUGUUAACUUAAGUGAUACCCUCUUUUUUACUCUCUUCAAUAGGUGUUACUGUCAAUGGAGCUACUAGUUAGCUGAGUAUUCUGGAAUGGUUGCUGUAUCAAUUUAAGCUGCAGCUAAGAGGUUCAGCCCUGGUUAGUACUUGGAUGAGAGACCGCCAAAGGAUACCAGAUGCUGUAGGCUGUAUUUCAGAGGAAAGAGGGUAGCAAAACCACUUCUGCGUAUUCCUUGCCUAAGAAAACCCUAUGAAAUUCAUGGGGGUCGCCAUAAGUGGGCAGCCAACUGGGAGGCAUAUACAUAUGCAAAGAGAGCCUUUCACUUAAUUCAGCAGACUUCCUUUGACUCUGAGAGCCUUCUUUGGAGGCUUACUGAGCUGUUAAUAAUCUUAUAUGGAAGAACACUUCCUGGCUGUUCUUUCAGGAAGUCCUACUGACUCUUAUAGUCUCAAAGAGAUCUCUAAAUAUUAGUUGAUCUGCUGUGCUUUCUGGCAGAAUUAUUUAGCUGCCAUCCUUCAGCUUGUUUAUUCUCUUGACAUACAGGGCUCUGCCUCUCUUGCCAACCUCUCUGGGGUCUCAAACGCUUCCCUUUUGGAGAUCUUUAGCUAACCCAUUUUUAGGGCCCCUUCUUGCCUUUCAGUUCCCAACAUGCUAGGAUUUCAAAUCUUAGCUGAAUUAUUUUUGAAAAGCCAUAAGCAGUGAUUGAUACCAGAUCCAUUUUGUUGUGGUUAAGUUAUUUUUAUAUUUCAUUUCUCAUUUUGUAAUGGAUUUCUGGAAUAAUCAGCAGCUCUCUUCUCAUUUAUUUUCUCAUAUUUUUAUUCCAGGAUUUGCCUCUGAAGCAGGGAGUGUCUGCAUUAAAAAUGACCUGUAGUUCUCUGCUUCAUAGGUUAGAAACUUAUUUUAAUACUUUGUGGCUAAGCACAGUCCCAUUUUUGGAGAGGAAAAAAAAUUGCUCAACGAUUGGCAUUGAAAUGUGGCCUAAAAGCGAUAUAUCUUGCAUUGGGAUUUCUAUCAUUUUGUAGAAAAUGGCUUAAAUUGAUAAACCAGCUGAGGCAAUAAAAGCGCCCUUGUUUGCUUGCAGCCUUUGUAUGACUUAAUGGACAUUUUUUUAAAAAUCUGAUUGCCACACGCACAAAAAUGAAGCUCCCAUUUGGACACUGUUUCUGAAUAUCACUGUGUUGCUUAAGCCUUUGUCGCUUGAAGUGUUUACAUUUGAAAAAGCAAGCCAAAUUCUAAAACAUUCAUUUGGGGGAAAGGAAUUAGUCCACCAAUCACGUUAUUUCAAAGGGACUGCUAUAGCCAGCACAGUUGGGAUCAUGUACCCUGUAUUUACUUCUGAAUUGUACACCGCAGAUGCUUCUUCAGCUCCCUCCUCUUCCUCCAUGGGCGGUGCUUGCAGCUCCUUUACCACCUCUUCCAGCCCCACCAUUUACUCUACCUCAGUUACUGACAGCAAAGCUAUGCAAGUGGAGAGCUGCUCCUCAGCCAUGGGGGACAUCGGAAGCCCCCAAAACAACAAGUGGGAAGAAGAGCCCCAUGUUAUGUGGCCAGUACCCUAGCAAAAACGAGGGCAAGGAGCUGAAGAUAGUGGUGCAGCCGGAGACCCAGCACAGAGCUCGCUAUCUGACGGAAGGCAGCCGGGGCUCAGUGAAAGACAGGACGCAGCAAGGAUUCCCCACUGUCAAGUUGGAAGGUCACAAUGAGCCUGUGACACUGCAAGUGUUUGUGGGGAAUGACUCUGGUCGAGUGAAGCCACAUGGAUUCUACCAGGCCUGCAGGGUUACAGGACGAAACACCACUCCCUGCAAAGAAGUGGACAUAGAGGGCACCACUGUCAUCGAGGUGGGCUUGGAUCCGAGUAACAACAUGACCCUGGCGGUGGACUGUGUUGGGAUACUGAAGCUGAGGAAUGCAGAUGUUGAAGCCCGAAUAGGCAUCGCUGGAUCCAAGAAGAAAAGCACUCGGGCCAGGCUGGUGUUCCGCGUGAACAUCCCUCGGAAGGAUGGCUCCUCUCUCACCCUGCAGACGCCAUCCUCACCUAUUCUGUGCACUCAACCAGCAGGUGUACCAGAGAUCCUAAAGAAGAGUUUGCACACCUGUUCAGUGAAGGGAGAAGAAGAAGUCUUUCUGAUUGGCAAGAAUUUCUUGAAGGGAACCAAAGUGAUCUUCCAAGAGAACAUGUCUGAUGAGAACUCUUGGAAGGCAGAAGCAGAAAUAGACAUGGAACUGUUUCAUCAGAAUCAUCUAAUUGUAAAGGUGCCCCCAUAUCAUGACCAGAAAAUAACUGCACCUGUUUCUGUGGGGAUCUAUGUGGUGACCAAUGCUGGGCGAUCCCAUGACAUACAGCCAUUCACUUACACUCCGGACACAUCCAGUACUCUGAAUGUGAACGUGAAACAGGAAAUAUCUAGCCCGACACAGCCUUGCUCUUUUGAUGACGCAAUCAAAGUGAACCCCAGUGGCUGUAACCUGGACAAGGUAAAUAUUCUUCCCAGUGCCUUGAUAACUCCACUCAGGCCAAACAAUAUCAUUAAGAGCGAAGAGGCUGCUCCAAUGGAGCUUGUGCCUGAAAAAAGAUCCCCUUCAGUCUUUAAGACAACCAGUGUAGUUGGUCCCUCUCAAGCACCUCUAGAGUCCGGCAUGCCCAGCCUACUGGGAAACAGCACUUUCUCCUCUUCUGCUUCUCACUUGGCUCCUGAGAAUGAAAAGCAGCCACUGCCGCCCAAGGUGUAUACUCCAGAGGCAAUGCCUACCCUCCAUACUCAGGACAUUGUCCCACCUGGCAGCUUCCCAGCAGCUUCUGCUGGCAGCCAGCUGCAGAACAGCGACACCUUGUUGCAGCAGGCAUCUCCAUUCCCCUCAAGAGAGUCCCAGGGGCCCAGAGAGAUGCUUCAGUCUGACAGUGCAGUCAUGACUUUGUCUCAGCUGACAGAGGUUUCCCAGCAGCAGUCACCGCUUCAAGACUCGUCCCAGGCUUUACAGCAGCAGAUCUCGGCCAACAUAUUUUCAUCACCCGGCAGAGUGAGUCAGCUGCAGAACACGAUCCAACAACUGCAAGCAGGGACCUUUCAGUCCAGCACUGCUAGCAGCAACAGUGGAAACGUGGAUUUGGUCCAACAGGUCCUGGAAGCACAGCAGCAGUUGUCGUCUGUCUUGUUUUCAGGGUCUGACAAUGAGGACGUUCAAGAGCAGCUCAAUGUGGAAAUUUUCCAGCAGGUCAGCCAGAUCCAAAAUGGAGUCAACCAAGGGAUGUUUUCCUCUGAUGCAGUCCACUCGAGGGCUGAAGACCUGCUAUCCAGCAGAACAGAGAACAUUCAUCCACAGCCUGAGAGUUCUUUGUCCAGUCAGCAGCAGCAGCAGCAGCAGCAGCAGCAGCAGCAGCAGCAGCAAGCAAUGGAGACUUCUGCAGCAAUGGUGAUUGAGAUCCAGCAAGGCCUCUGCCAGGCAACAAGCCAGAUGCCGUCCGACUUGUUCUCCUCCUCUUCUUCAGGCAACGGAAACAUCCAGCAGUCCCCAGUGUACCAGCAAGCUUCCCACUUGAUGGGUGGCCUGUCCACAAGCGAAGACAUGCAAAUGCAAUGUGAGUUGUUCUCUUCCACCAACGUUUCUGGCAAUGAAGGAGCAACGCCACCCCAACGGCAGCAGGUGCCGGCCAACGGCUCUGCCCUGUUUCAGUCUUCUGGCUCCACCAAAGGCGAAGAAGUAUCAAGCCAGGCGGAACAGUUGCGGAAUGACGUCUAUCAGGCUAUGGUCCAAAUGCAGCACGGCGGGGAGGGUCAGGUGCAGGUCAGCCUCUUCUCUUCCUCCGAGAACAUGAUGCAAGGCAAUGGAGCACCACCGUCCCAGCAGCAGCAACCACAGCCACCGCCGCCACCACCAUCCCAGGGUGGAGGCCUCUUCCAGCAGGGUGGGGAGAUGAUGUCCCUCCAGUCUGGAAGCUUCUUGCAGCAGGCCCCCCACUCUCAGGCUCAGCUUUUCCACUCUCAGAGCCCUAUCGGGGACGGCCAGAACAUCUCCCAGGAGGCUCCAAGCUCCCUCUUCCAUAGUCAGAGCACCGCGACUUCUUCAGAACAGCUGCCACCCCCCAUUUUCCACUCACAGGCCCCCAUGGGGGUUGUUCAGGAGCAACAGGCCGGCAGCAUGUUUCUUUCUCAUUCUCAGAAUUCAAUGAGUGGCUCAGUCACACGGGAGGAGCCCAUGACGUUCUUCACCACCCAGAAUUCGAUUUCUUCUUUGCAGGCCUCUGCCAGUGCUGAGCAGCCAGCCUCAUUCCAGCAACAGCAGCAACAACAGCAGGCGGCUCAGCUCUCCCACCUCCAGGGGUCUCUGCUUCCUCCGCAGGAGCAGCCUCCGCCUUCACAGCAGGGCAUUUUCCAGUCACAAGUGCCCCUGGGUGCACUCCCUCCUUCAGGUGUGCCCCCAAACCAACAAGAAGCCAUGUACCAGUCCUCACAUUCAAUGGCAGCUCUUCAGAACAGCACACAAGAGCAGCAGCAGCAGCAACAGCAACAGCCAAACAUGCAUUACAGCAGCCAGGGCCCCAUGGGCCCCAUGGCAUCCCCGAAGCAGGCCAUGCUGUUCAGCUCCAGCCCCAGCUCCCUGACCAGCCAGGAACAGCAGCAACAGAGCCAGUCUCUCUUCCACCCACAGAACGCCAUGAGGACCAUGAAUCAGGACCAGCAACCCAUGCAGUUCCAGAACCAGAGCCCAGGCUCCUCCCAAGCUGAGCCGUCCCAGCAGCCACCGCCGGCCUUAUUCCACAGCUCCCCACAGCUGCAGCUGGUCCAAGGUUCUCCCAGCUCCCAAGAGCAGCCUCUCACCCUUUUCAUCUCAUCAACUUCCAUGUCUGCCUUACAGAACAGCAUGAGCCAGCAGGAGAUGCAGCAGUCCUCCCUCUAUUCUUCACAGAGCAGCAUGUCUGGCAUCCAGGGUACUUCUUCACCCCCACAACAGCAACAACAGCAGCAACAACAGCAGCAGCAGCAACAACAACAACAGCAAGCUUCCUUGUUCCAUAAUGGCCCUGGAGGUGGUGCCAUCAGCCAGCUGCAGAAUUCAUCUGCUUCAUCUCAGCAGACCUCUGGAAUAUUUCUUUUUGGCAUCCAAGAGAACUGUGGCCAGCUCUUAACAUCUGGAUCUGGUGCGUUGUCUGAACAGAUGAUCACCAUUAGCCAGCCACAAGGGGAGGUGCAGCCUUCUGUCACUACCCUCCUGUCUCAGCAGAUGUCAGAGAACCCCCAGCUGUCUUCGGCCAUGACCACCAAUCAGAAUAUGAAGAAGAUCGAUGACCUGCUUGUGUCCUUGCAAAACCAGGGGAACAAUAACAUGGCCGGCUCCUUCUAACUGGUCAGAAAUCCUGUGAUGGACAGGCAGAUUUGCAAGACUCCUUUAGUUCUUGUGACUCUGAAAUUUAGGGUGUUUGGACUUCAACUUCCUCAUUCAAAAGAUGGUCUGGACCUAAGGGAAAACAUAGCCUUCACCCUUGCUUUGGAGGAGCAUCCCUGCUGAUCCUGGGAAACAGCUGUUGUGAAAGAGCAUCUGAGAGAGAGACGUCUUGGAACCAAGAGCAGUGGAAGAGCUGUGCUUUGUGUUGCUCAAGCUGAAGGCUGGGCAGUUACCCCCAUCUCUAGCCCCUCUGAGGGGAUACAGAGCAUGAAUGCUCAGUUAUCAGUUGGAGCUAGGUAAGGAAAGAAAAUGGGACCGUGUGUCUCCCCACCCUCCUCUCUUUCUAGCCUCCGCGGCUCUUCAGUGGGAGCUGUGAAACAUACAGAAAUAUCCUGGGUCCCAAAAUCAAUUGGUUGCACAGAUGUCUGGUUCACACACUUGUAUUCGUCAUUUGAUGACUUAUCCCGUGAUUUACAGUUGAAUAUUUCUGUGAUUUCCAUUGAAAACGGUUUCUUGAGGCAAUGUGAAGUAACACAAGUGUUCAGUCCAUAGUUGUGAAUUUCACACGUGUGCAUCAUCGCUUGAUGCUGGAGGUGGUGAACCUCCAGGUGUGAACUGAGCCCCUCUGUUGAGUAGAAAUUUCUGCUGACUUAAUAGAAAUGGGGAAAGCUGUGAAAUAACGCUGGGGGUGGUCAGCACAUGCUACAUAGAACCUGAGAGUCUCCCAUGGCUUUGAGGUACAGCCUUAAGGAGUGGGGCUGGAAGGGGUCUGUGUGCUGGGGCAGUGUUGGGGGGGGUGGGAUCCAAGAAUGUGACCGCAGCUUCUUCCGGAAGGGCUGGGUGUAAACUAAUAGAGCUGCUGAAAGGAGAGGGACUAUCCUAAAUUCCUGGUGCUCUGCCAGUCUCCCCACUGGGAAGGACAAGGCUUGCUCAACGGUUUCUCUCUGAGUCCUGCCUCCAUUGGUUAUGAGCUGAAUCCUCACCCCCUUAAUCCCCUUUCUGUUUCCUUGUCUCUUCUUGUAAAUAUGCUGCCAUCUCUUGAAACCUGAGCUAGCUUUUUAGGAGACCAGAGAGCCCCAGGGCUGGUAGAGGUCCAGGGCUGGACUCAGCAGAGUGAGCAGGUGGGCUCCAACGUGCCACGGGGAUGGGCUCACCAUGUUCUGAACCCAUGCAGCCACCGAAAGAAAAAGGGAACCUGCAAAACUGGCAGGCCCUGAGUCACUUAAGUUCUCUCUCUCUCUCUCUCUCUCUCACACACACAUACACACACACACACGGUUGCUGGGGGACAAGAAGGGGCUAAUGGGCAAGCCCUUCUGUGGAGUGGGAAAGUGUUUGCAUUCAGUUUGGUUUUUGCGUGCCACCCACCUUCCUUUCCCCCCUAACUUGUGCUGGUGUGAAGUCUUAAAGUGAAGCCCAGAUAUGAGGCCAGGGAAGAGUGUCAGUUCCUUUUGGGCCUUGGGGCUGUAGCUCCCUCCCAGCAGUCCCUUUGUAAAACACAGAGGAGGGCAGUGGUGGUGCAUUUGCACCCAUGCCCUGCCGUUCCCCCCCCCCUUGAACUCAAUACCCCAGGGGCAGACUCCGUUUCAGGUGCUCUCCGGGGAGCGCUCGUCCAAGCCUCCCUCUUCCGGAUUUCUGCUUCUUUUUCUCUCCUGCACAUCCUACGCUGUUGCGUGGUGUCAGUCGCACAACAGCUUCUAUGUGUAGCUUUCUUUGGCCUUAGGGAAUGUGGGUUUUUUUAGUAUGUGUUGGUGUCCAUUUUUGUUCCUCUUGUGGAAUGGUUUUCCAGGUUCCUCCUCGUGUGUUUUUUCUGAGGUGUGUCACCUUGAGCUACGUAGAGUCCUGCUUGGGUUUGGGAGGGGGGUCAUUUUGGUUCUGGUUCUUGUCCAGCUAAAUGCAAGUCCAUCACGACUGAUUUUUGCAGUGAGUAGUUUGGUCUGUCUGUCUGUCUGUCUGUCUCUCCUUGAGAGGCUCAAGUUAUGUUUUCAGUAGUACAGGCUAUUUUGCCGAUAUGAAGGGAACUUUUCAGAAAGAGACCUGCUCUAGGUCAUUUAAUUUUGAAUACAGUUUUCAAUUGUUCAAGUUUUGGAUGGUUUAUAUCUAAUGUGUGUUUCAUUAUUUUUUUUGGAAAGCUCUAUUUUGUAUUUAGGAAAUGAACUAUUUUGCUAUUUGUACUGAGUGAGUACAUUGGCAUAACUAUAGACUAUAAAUAUACAUAUAUAUAUAUAUGUACAUGUAUAUAUAUAUAUUUGCAUAUAUUCACACACAUAUAUUCUCCUUGCCACAGAUUUUUGUGGUAAAUGUGUGAGUUUUAUUGUCUGUUCUCCCACAACAUGGUGUCUAGUAGUUGGGGGACGGGGUUGGGGUUUGUUAAGUCUUUGCAAAGUAUUCUAAGUACUUUUUUUGCAGCGAACGUAGUCGUGUUCAUCUCUGGCCAUUCCAUCAGGCAGCAUCUGUACUGAUUGGCUAUGAGGGCAGCUUCGUUGCCAAAGUGGCAGGUCUCACUUGGCAGUGUGACCUAGUGGGCAAAUCCCCCGGGGCAACUUCUUCGGGGGCUGGCGGGUUCCAUUCAGCAUGAGCCAUUCAGCUUUUACUCAUUGUUCAUGUCUAAUAUUUUAUUGCCAGCUUUUUAAUUUAUAAUAACACUACAGACUCAGAUUGAAGCCUGUGGCUUUUCUCUGUCCCAUAAUGUCUGCAUAGCUCCGGUGGGAAUGGUUAAGACGUGAAGGAGCAGCCACACAGGUGCCUCUUCCAGACAGGAAUAAGUGGCAGAAGGGAUGGACAAGGGAUGGGCAAUGGCUUCUCUUUUAGCUUUUGGGGGAACCCGUGGCUGUGCCCUAAACAGAGGAUUUCUUCUGGAAGAGACGUUUCAUCCCAGGCCUCAGUGGCUGCAUAGGGCUGAAGUGUCCAGUGAGAGACAAGUAAGGAGCAGUUUAGCCAAUUCGCUGACCUGGACUGUGUCCACCGCUGUCGCAGGGCUGCUUCUGGGGGACGAGGACGAGGCACCAGGGACCAAUCUAUCCUAGGCUGAACCAAGUCUUCUGCCCAAGUCCUGCCAGCCACUUCUCCCCAGAUGUUUCCGGCUGUACAGCGGUGGGGCAUCCAUCUAUCCUCUGUCUGUCAGAAAGGCUCCCUUUGUGGCUGCUCACUUAAAAUGGCAGCACUCAUGUUUCUAGGGUUGGUUUUAAUUCCUGCUUUUUCCUUGGUCCAUUUUAGGUCAAUAUUUAAAUGUGCAACAUUUUGAAUUUAUGUGGUUUGGUUACAAAAAGUGUGUCUUUGGAACCAAGAAGCUGCUCGGUGGCUGCCAGAGACUGGCGCUGCAUCUUUCCUAUAGAUUUUAUCGGGGUGAUGGCGAGAGGCAGAGGGGGCCUACUAAGAUGGAGAGGCAGGUUUCCUGGGGCCCUCUGAGGUAUGUCUUUCUGUCCCAUUUUCACUCCCCCAUGGCAGUUAGGAGCUCCUCAUAUUUGCCUGGGCCAUUUUACAAGCUUGUUGCAAACAAGCUUGUAAAACGUGGACUACACAAGGUAACUGUUACAUGGGUUUGUAACUGGUUGACCGGCCGAACCCAAAGGGUGUUCAACAAUGGCUCCUUUUCA
Messenger RNA from Sceloporus undulatus (fence lizard), 17229 nucleotides. RefSeq names its product nuclear factor of activated T cells 5 (gene NFAT5). NCBI's taxonomy places the organism in Eukaryota, Metazoa, Chordata, Lepidosauria, Squamata, Phrynosomatidae. The record is from RefSeq and is a predicted model, not a curated record. Gene Ontology annotation, cellular component: transcription regulator complex. Gene Ontology annotation, biological process: cytokine production; regulation of transcription by RNA polymerase II; calcineurin-NFAT signaling cascade. Gene Ontology annotation, molecular function: transcription factor binding; RNA polymerase II cis-regulatory region sequence-specific DNA binding; DNA-binding transcription factor activity, RNA polymerase II-specific. The transcript is spliced from 12 exons. Bases 9602 to 13591 code for a protein of 1329 amino acids.